AUGCAGAGGCAGGCGCAGGAAGCGGAAAGUGAUCGGAAAGAAGCACUGACUUGGCAGAACAAACUUAUUCGUGUGCAGCAGGACAGGAAUGACGCACAGGAACGUUUGCGGGUAUGCAUGAAAGAAACGGAGGCCGCACAGGCGGAGCUCGAGGAGGCUCACAAACAGCUGCGCAUGAAGGACAUUUACCUUCGUCAACUUGGUGCUUAUACAGGCGCUACCGCACCAACAGCUACCGAUACUCGGAAUUUUAGU
Gongylonema pulchrum is the source of this 255-nucleotide messenger RNA. NCBI's taxonomy places the organism in Eukaryota, Metazoa, Nematoda, Chromadorea, Rhabditida, Gongylonematidae. The record is from the annotation of a GenBank genome assembly.